GCGUGUAUCAUCGGCGCCGGAUAUACUCUGCUCUGUUUUCUUUUUUUUUAUGCAAGAAACGUGUAGCGAGCGGUUAUGCGAUCGGCGGAUAUAAUUGCACACGCUCGUCGGUCGGUGUGAUUUUUUUUUUUUGGUUCUCGAAAUUUUCGCGGUGAGAGCUCUUAUGCACCGCGGCGGAAGACGCAAAAAGACGAGACGUUGCGUCAUACGAUCCCUUCGCGGAAGCUUCGAGUGAAGAUGAUGAUUCGGUGGCCAAUUAGCUAUUCAGACGCUUUGUAGCUGUGGAUUAUUGUACCCAUUGUCAUGCGAAAAUUGCAAUUAACGCGAUAACUCGCGGCUCACUUUGUAGAACAGUCGCUCGAAACCGGAGUUCAUACGCGUGUACGAUUACAGUCGCGAGGAAGAGAAAAAACAUGCCCGCGGGAACUACUCGUUACGGCGUACACAUGCGCGCUCUUGGCUUUUUCACGCUCAUCGCCUUGAAGGGCUCUCCCCCCUUUGUGUUCCUCUCGUCAGUCGUCCUUUUAGAGUCGAGAGCCAGUGUAAACUUUAUACACGAUUCUCACGGCGACUAACGAGUUGCAACUAAUUUUUUGUUUUUUAAAUUACGUCGUAUAUAGUCGACUCGAAUUCGUAAAAUGCGCUAACAAAUUGAAUACCUUAUCGUCAAUGAAGAGGCACAUUUUUUCCCGAUGCUUCGUAAUUUUUACAACCUCGAGAUAGUCAUAAAACAAACCAUUAAUCAUCGAUUGCAAAAUCCUGUAUCGACGCGCACGUGCGCCGCGAUUUUCCCUAAUCGACUCCACUCCGACUAACGCACUACCUGCAUGCAUUAUAAAAAAAAACAUACGCACACGCGUCAACUCCUUAUCGUUAUGUCACCGCUGUUUGAUCAGAGACUUCUCCUUUUAUUGAAGUAUCCCGGCAGCAGCGAAGGCCAACCUUUCACUCUCCGCUUGAUGUGUGUAUGUACAAUUUACGCGCGGAGGGCAGCGCACAAAGAGAAAAAUUACGAUCUCAAGGUCGCGCAGCGCGCGGAGAAAAGUGCCGGUGCGAUUAUUUACAGAUCAUCGAUGGAGAUUACGCACACACAGGCUGCUAGAAAAUUUGCAUUCCGAGAAUUAUACAUCGCGCGUUUGACGCGCGCGCGCGAGAAUCGAUAAGCUCGUAUCUAUACUCGCUUUUUCGCUUAGUCACACCUGCAUGUAGAUACAGAAAGCAAUAUUCGUGAUCGCUCGUCUGAUUGGCGGAAAGAAGAGAAAACGCUCGGCGUAAAGAUAAGCGGUGGCACUGCUUGUGUAUAUAAACACUGACCGUAAGCGUCUAGUAGAAUUAAUUCAAAAUGCAGCAAGUCGACGAGCGCCUCUCGGAUGUUUACAAGGACGUCGUUGUAAUAGGCAAUGGCCCAAGCGGUAUCUGCCUGUCCUACCUUCUGGCAGGAAACUGGCCACAUUACACGGGAGCGGAUCACCCUGGCGACGAGAUGUUGACAGCCCGUCUUCGCUACAGCGUCGCCACGCAAACCCCCACGAACAACAGUCCCGAGGCGAACGACAGUCCAGAGUCGUCCUGUCCAGCCUAUAAACUUCAGAAGAGGAGCAGUGGUCCCCGCGAGAAACGCCAGAGCGACGACCCCAAUCACUGCUUGGCUCGAUUCUCGAAACCGGAGAAUCUGGAGACUCUUGCCACUGGUUUGGAGGGCAGGAACUCUGGGAAGCCCUUGUCGUUGCUGAUGGACCAGCUGCAGCAUCCUUGUCUCGAUGCCGGACUGGAUCUGCCUUCGUUGCUGGACUGGAAGAGUCAGGAGGAGCACGAGGAGCACAAAGUGGUGGACCAUGUGGUGCUGGGCAAGGGACCGCCUGGCGGAGCUUGGCAUACCUUAGAUCCAAACGUCCUGACGAUAAGUCUGAACCGAUGGAUGUCUCUGCCAGGUUUAGACCUCAGGGACUGGGAGUCGAAUCUCAGUAGCCAGGAGAGAAAGCAGAAGCUUCCCUACUUCAGCGAAAAGACGGGAAACGGCACAAAGUCGACCAGGGUACCUAUCGGUACCGUGGCCGCCUACUACAAAGAUUACGUACUCAAGCAGGGGCUUGAAAAGUAUUUUCGAUGUGGCACAGUGGUGACAUCGGUCAAACCCAUUCCAGGUGUACCGAACAGUGCGAAGGAGUAUGGAUGGUUGGUUCAGGGUUACGAGAGCGAAACUGACCAGCCCUUCGAGUACAGGUGUAAGAGGGUGGUUCUAGCCACUGGUACCACCGACUCGUCGAACCGCCUUGGAGUUUCUGGGGAGGAGACCUACAACUGGGUCACUCACGACUUCAAGGACUUCGAGAGGAAGUUGGAUCGGUUUAACAGUCCGCUAAGGACAAGCCUCCAAAUCAAUGACCAGUACGACUUGGAAGACCUAAAACCAGCUAUCGGGCCGAUCCUGAUAAUCGGCUCAGGCCUCAGUGCAGCGGACGCGAUAAUGGCAGCGCGUCUCAGAGGCAUCUCGGUGAUCCACGUCUUCAGGAACAACCCGAAUAAGCCUGACAGGAAGAAGAGCCUUGACAAGCUCCAGUGGCUACCGGCAUCCAUGUACCCGGAAUAUCACAAGGUCUACGAGAUGAUGGGAGACAGGGGCCGACACUACCCGCUGUACAAGAGUCUACCUGAUCACGUGGUUGUUGACUUCAGUGUUGGGGCGGACAAGUACACGAGGACGAAGACGAGGAUGGUGACGCUUUGUACGCCUCAGGGAAGACUUGUCUCGUACAGGGUAUCUUUUGCCGCUGUGUUCAUUGGUUCAAAGCCAGAUUUGUCCUAUCUUCAAAACAGUGGCAUCGGCCUGGGUAAGACACCCGAUAAGCCGAUAGACAGUCGUUCGAAUCAGAUCGACGUGGACGUCUUCACUUAUCAGGUGAAACGAGCCCCUAGAAAAGGACUCUACGCUGUUGGACCCCUGGCCGGCGAUAACUUCGUCCGCUUCAUCCUCGGAGGAGCUUUCGGCAUCUUCGCCAACAUUCUCAACGAGCCCGAAUGAAUACUAUAUAUAUUUACUCUGAAAUUAUCGCAAGGAUAAUUAUUAGAUCAUUAACAUAUAUACAGUGGAAUGUGAAUCGUCGCGUUAAAUGCGACGACUCUAUAGUACACCAUCUCUUCAGGAACACAUGUGUUUUGUAUGAUAUGCAUAUAUAGAUUUAGAUAUUUUGCGACAAAUUAUCCGCUCUUGAGAUAUACAUAUAUGUACUAACGAUGAUCACACGUUCUGCGAAUAUUUUUAUAUUAUACUUUUUUAAACAAGAAGACUCGUUUGUCACUAUAAGGCAUUAAUGAAGAUCACUUAAAUCACUACACUGCGUUCGAAGAGUAUUUUAACGUUAGAGAUGAUAUCGCAAGGAGAUGAAAAAUAUUUGCCUCGGUAUCUUUUUUACUCGGACCUAUAGAAUAUCAGUAUCCGACGCGAUAGGGUGUAUAUUGUGUACUUUUAGAAUAUACGCGAUUUCUACGCUGGCAUGAGAGAAUAUAUAGGCAGCUUAGAAUAUGUAUAUCACUUCCAGCCUUAUGAAAAUGACACUCAUGUUGAUAUGUUGAGCUACGUAUUUUUUAUCCGGGACACGUACUUUACGGAAGAUUUAUUAGCGCGAUAUAACGAUGAUGAUGAUGAUGAUGCAGAACAUGAUACGAGAACAACUGUAGUUAUAGAAUUACAUAAUUAUAAACAAUCUGUGAUAUGAGGUGCGUUUUCUGUAAUACACAUUUACGCGACGAAGCGUGUACGUACAUUAAAUAUCUCUUCUAGUAUAUGUCUGUAUGAAGCUGCAGCAUUGUUACUACAGAAAAAAUACUAAAAGCUUAAUCUUGUUAAAAAAAUGACUUGAUUACGUAAGCUAAUAAAUAAAUUGAGAUAUUUGUUAUAAGCGAA
Messenger RNA from Nasonia vitripennis (jewel wasp), 3904 nucleotides. Its product is annotated as oxidative stress-induced growth inhibitor 1. Lineage: Eukaryota; Metazoa; Arthropoda; Insecta; Hymenoptera; Pteromalidae. Bases 1343 to 3022 code for a protein of 559 amino acids. The record is from RefSeq and is a predicted model, not a curated record. The transcript is spliced from 7 exons.